AUGGCGCCAAAACGCAAAGACACUCCGGCCAACAACAGCGAAGAGGAAGAGUCUUCGGUGGUUGAGCCUUCAUCAGCAUCAUCACGGCAACCAUCCCGUUCCAAACCCAAUACGACCACCAUCAGAUCAAAAAAACGAAAAACCUUAAAUUCUAAAAUAUCGUAUGAUACUCGAAUUUGUACUUCGUUGAAACGAAUGCAAUAUCAUCCCGAAUUUAAAGAUGUAAUUUUAUUCAUUCAAACAGUUUUGAAAAACGAAGAAGGAGUCUCUGUGGAUGAGUUGUGGUCAGAAAUUAGUCAUAAAAAAGAUAAAUUAUUGACUACUAGAGAGGGAGUUUGUACAUGGCUACAAAGACAUGGAUUUGUUGUUGAGAAUGGUGUUGUUUCACCUCCAACAAGGUCCGAAGUGAAAAAAAAUUAUGUGGAGACUAUGGAUUUUGUAAAAUCUAUUAUUGUUGACAAUGUCAUUCCGCCAAGUCUCGCUGAAUUAUGUGCAAAAACUAGUUCUGAAGUUUUUGAAAUUAAAAAGACGUACCUUCAAGAGAUGUUCGAAUGGGAAGGAGUGUCUGGUCUCAAAGAACAACUUGUGGCACAAGUGAAAAACUUUGUUCCUUCAGGUUUAGUAUGUGAAGUUUAUGUUGAUGGGUUUAAGGCAGUUUAUUUAGGAAGUUGUGUUCCAAGAGCAGACAAGAAUGACCAACAGAAAUACUUUGCCGUCUUUGGCUAUUUUUGUGAUUCUCCCGUGUUAAUUGCUGAAGAACGAUGUGAUUUUGGAUUUAGAUUCAAAUAUAAAAUUCCAAACGAGCCUGGACUUGUGAUUACUCAUUGGGAGAAUGAUGAACGAACUCUACAAGAAGACAUAUUGACAUCACCUUGUGACAAUGCUCUUGAAACGAUCAAUGAAUACUCCACUCAUCCACUGCAAUCACAUAUUGAGAAUUAUUUCAAGUUUUUACAAGGAGUUGUGGAAGAGGAGGAUGUAUCUGAAGAUUCAUUUAAUCUAUUCAAGUCACAAGUGGUGGCCAUCAUUACGGACGUCAAAUGGAUUAUUUUCAGUACUCUUGUCAAAACGACACAUCUUACAGCCAGUGAAAAACUGCUUUUAGAUGCUCUUUCUGACAAUUCAGAAUUAUUCACCAAGUUUCCUGUUCACUGGUUGACUGUCAUUUGUCUUGCUCUAGGAAGAGAUCCUUCAGUCGUCAAAAAGUACAUCAAGAACAAGAAUAAGGAUUUGCUUGCCACAGAGGUUGAACUCAAUUGGAAACACUUUUCUUACACGGCUGAUGAAACUCUUGAUUUAGAAAAACUUCGAAAAUGUAAAGAAGAGAUUGAUCUUUUGAUAGAAAAGGCUAUUUCUCAAACCAUGACAUCAUACCCAAACUCUAGAGGUUUUAUAACAGGAAAGACUGCACUAAGCGACAGCGAAGACGAUGACAAUGUCUAUGACCCAGAACCAUCCACAGAACCAAAUCAUGUCGAAAUGUUAAUGACAUUUAAGAAAAAGUAUACCAACAAACAUUUUUCAUACAUUAGGACUCUGGUGUGUAAACUAAUUAACGGAGAAACAUUGUCAACAUUAGCUGAAACGAGAAAGAAGGAAGAGUAUUUCUAUAGAUUUGAUGACAUUUCUCUUGGAAGAGCAAAAUAUGCAAUACCUGUAGUGAACGAAAAAGAUUUUAGCAAAUUUUCAAACUUUGAAUAUUCCAACACCACCGAGUUUGGUGAAGGAAUUUCGAAGGAAACAAGAGAAAAUGUAGCUGCCCUGAAAAAUAUUGAAUUUUGUGACUGUAAAAAAAAGUGUGGAAAAGGAUGUAAAUGUUUGCAGCUUCAGAGAGAGUAUAGAUUUGAUUCAUCCGAUGCCCAAUCUGAAAAAUUUCAAUCCGUGCGUCGUGGAGAUGAGGUUUACUAUGACGAUAACAAACGCUUAAAAGACACAAACACUAAAUACAUUAUUGUGGAAUGCAAUAGUGAGUGCUCAUGCUCAGAUUCGUGCCCUAAUCGAGUUGUUCAGCAAGGAUCUGAUGUUAAACUCGCCAUUUUCAAAACCAAUCAUACAGGUUGGGGUCUAAGAGCAGCUCAAAAGUUAUAUCGAGGUCAAUUCGUUGAAAUUUAUACAGGAGAAUUAAUUACGGAUGAGGUUGGAGAGAUACGAGGUCGAUAUUAUGAUAGGAAAGGAUUAAGUUAUUUAUUUGAUGUUUCUCAUGGAGACAUUGUUUGUGAUUUCACAAUUGAUUCUACUUACAAGGGAAAUGUUACUCGAUUCUUGAAUCAUUCAUGUGAUGGCAAUUUGCAACAAUACUUGGUUUGCAGUGAAAUUAGAGACCCAAGAUACGGUAAAAUAGCCUUCUUUUGUAAGAGAAACAUUGAAAUUGGUGAAGAAUUGACCUUUGACUACCAUUAUGUAUGUGAAAAGCAAGUGAGGUGUUUGUGUGGAAGUAAGAAUUGCAAGCAGUGGCUGCGGUAA
This is a messenger RNA of Naegleria lovaniensis, 2463 nucleotides long. RefSeq lists its product as uncharacterized. The coding region runs from base 1 to 2463 and encodes 820 amino acids. Gene Ontology annotation, cellular component: nucleus. The record is from RefSeq and is a predicted model, not a curated record. Gene Ontology annotation, molecular function: protein binding; zinc ion binding; histone methyltransferase activity. The transcript has a single exon. Lineage: Eukaryota; Heterolobosea; Eutetramitea; Acrasida; Naegleriidae.